AUGACAUCAGCAAGCAAGAAAAAGGAAUUCCUAUGCAUCUUGCCAGACCGGCCUGAUGUUCUAGCCAUACGGAAAAAAGUCAAAAGUGGUCACUAUCAAGGGAUUCAGCCGUUGAUUGCCGAUGGAAAACUUGUUGACGGAGGUGCGAUCUUUGCGGAGCAUCCUAAGGAGGGCAAGGACCCCCAGUUUCUCGGCAGUGUCGUGGUUUACACGGGCGAAAGUACCGAAGAUGUUCGGCAGAUUAUCAAGAAUGAUAUCUACGCUACUAGUGGAGUGUGGGAUAUUGAAAAAGUACAAAUCUAUCCAUAUGUGCCAGCAGUCAGACAGCCACUCCCAUGA
This is a messenger RNA of Penicillium waksmanii, 339 nucleotides long. Its product is annotated as YciI family protein. The transcript has 4 exons. Bases 1 to 339 code for a protein of 112 amino acids. The record is from RefSeq and is a predicted model, not a curated record. NCBI's taxonomy places the organism in Eukaryota, Fungi, Ascomycota, Eurotiomycetes, Eurotiales, Aspergillaceae.